Messenger RNA from Penicillium taxi, 1170 nucleotides. Its product is annotated as ankyrin repeat domain-containing protein. NCBI's taxonomy places the organism in Eukaryota, Fungi, Ascomycota, Eurotiomycetes, Eurotiales, Aspergillaceae. Gene Ontology annotation, molecular function: protein binding. Gene Ontology annotation, cellular component: cytoplasm; nucleus. The record is from RefSeq and is a predicted model, not a curated record. The transcript has a single exon. Bases 1 to 1170 code for a protein of 389 amino acids.
AUGGUUCACUCCAACCAGCUGCGAGCUCAAAAGCAGCAGCAGCUCGAAAUGAUAGCACGUCAACAGCAACUCCAGCUUAUGCAACAACAAAAGAACGGAACCGCGAAUGUAAUCCCCGUGAAAUCUUACAGCGAUUACAUGCUACAUUAUGAAGAGAGAAAAAGAAAUGCACAGAGACAAUUAGACGAUCCGACCUUCGUCCAACAUCCCACCACACCCUUGAAUUUGAUAACCAGAGCCCCGAAUGUCCUUCAAUCGUUCCCGGCCACGCAGAUGGAGCAGUCCGAGGUUGUAUCAUUCGAACACGCCUGUCAAUCGGGCGAUCUGGAUACAGUCAGAUCAGUCAUUCCCUCAGAUCUCCACUCAACAGAAUUCCUCCAUCACGCCCUCGAGCUAGCCUUCAGCGCUGGCCAGGUCGAGAUAGCCCGCUACCUUCUCUCUCACGGCUCAGAGCUGCGCCGCCAAACACCAGUGCGCAUCCUCUCCGCACCAUUAUCUCAGCAAAUUCCCCUCUUCGAACUACUCACUCUACAUGGCUGGAGCACAAACAAUCCGCUCGAGUACGGCGCCGCUCUCCUAGCAAAGGUCGUAACGAACCUCCCCCUCCUCCGCUGGUUCCUAGCCCACGGCGCAAAUCCAAAUCAGGGCGCUCGCCAUGGCAGCGCAGAACCAGACAAUGACGCAGUCAUGCAGCGCUGCGCCGCCCUCGAAGCUGCCGCUGCGCGUGGCGAGCUAGCAGCCUUGCACAUGCUUCUCGAUGCAGGCGCCGAUAUCAAAUACGGCACCCCGCUGCACUAUGCAGCCGGAGCAUGUUCGCCCGGCACUAUGCCGCGUGGGGUGGCGAGUCAGGAAUUCGACGCUGGUCGGAUUCCUAUCAUGGCGCUACUGGUUCAGCGGGGUGCAGAUGUUAAUCAAACGGGGAAGUCACGGCUGGUUCUUCAUUCCCCUAUCAUGUAUGCUGUUAUGGCUGGGGCUGUGGAGAGGGUUAAGUGGUUGUUGGGGCAGGGGGCUGAUAUUAAUGCUAAAGGCCCUUGGGGGAGUACGGCGGAUUAUGUGGCUACUAUGGGGAGUGAUGAAAUGAAACGAGCUGUUCAGGAGGGCUUGUGGAUACAACAAAAUAACAAUCAGGUUGCGGUACAUGGCGAUUUUGCGAUUCGGCGGAAGAGUUGA